CUCUGUAAGAGGGUCAAAACAAAAUUCCCUGUCGAAUCAUGUCGGUACCUACAUAUAGUGUGCAUUACUCAGUACAGAGUAUUCGUACACGGGCGUCGUUAAUUUGUAAUCUGUAUGCGGAUGGAUCCACAUGGCAUUGAUGGCAGUGGAGUCCCCAAGCUGUCGAUGUACUGUCCAUGCCCCAACAUGUCGUACUUUCGUGGUUCUCAACUUCUCUGUCUUUUCUCUCAUUGUCUAUCUCCCCUCCGCGGGGCCAUCGUGUUUUUUGUAAAAGUACAAGCGAGAGGCCGAGGAGGACUUGGGCACUUUUCUCGACAAGACUGUUAAUUACCAUCUCUCGUAAGGUAUUUGGGUCCCCCCAACCCACAGCUUCGCUGCCUCAGCGCCCGUUACACAAGAGAGCUUCUGGAGGCCGGCACCGAACCCGAUUCAAGCCUUACAACCUUUGUGGCGAUUAUUAAUCCCAUUGCAUCAGCGACUUGAUGACCAAUAUGUGCACUCUAGGUGAUGACCCCACUCAUCGACGGGUCGCAUGAACUCUCCG
Messenger RNA from Chaetomium fimeti, 544 nucleotides. RefSeq lists its product as uncharacterized. The record is from RefSeq and is a predicted model, not a curated record. The coding region runs from base 177 to 461 and encodes 94 amino acids. The transcript has a single exon. Lineage: Eukaryota; Fungi; Ascomycota; Sordariomycetes; Sordariales; Chaetomiaceae.